AUGGCCACUCAAAUUUCAGUCCAGCCAAGCGCAGGCAAGAUUGGGCCACGAAAGCAUCUCACUCCCCAGUGGGUCUCACUUGUGUCAGGAGGUGUAGCUGGUGGUGUUGAGGCUGCAAUAACGUACCCGUUCGAGUACUCCAAAACGAGAGUCCAGCUUGUUCAACAUGGUUCAGUGGCUAGGAAAAACCCGUUCCGGCUGAUCUUGGAUGUAGCCCGACAAGAAGGAGUCCGUUCCUUGUACACAGGAUGUACCACCUUGAUAGUUGGCACUGCUGGAAAAGCAGCAGUAAGAUUCGUGUCUUAUGACACAAUCCGCAAUUUCUUAUCCGAUGAGCAUGGGAAGCUUUCGGCAGGAGGAGGCAUUUUGGCUGGUAUGGCAGCCGGUGCUGUUGAAAGUGUUUUAGCUGUUACCCCUACCGAGCGAAUCAAAACUGCUUUGAUCGAUGAUGCAAAAACAAAUCGCCAAUUCAAAUCCGGCAUACAUGCUGCUAAAGUGCUAGUCCAAAGACAAGGCCUUUCUGAACUCUAUCGAGGCCUCGUUUCCACCACAAUCAAGCAGUCGGCUACAUCUGCAGUGCGCAUGGGAACAUACAAUAUCCUCAAAGAAAUGACCAAAAAGCAAGGGAUUGCCUCUAACGUGUUUACAUCGUUCGGAACGGGAGCUUUGGCGGGAAUCGUGACGGUUUAUGCAACUCAACCCUUCGAUACCAUCAAGACGAGGGCACAAAGUGUUCAAGGUGCUGGUAUUGUAGAGGCAGUUAAAAGUUUAAUGCGUGAUUAUGGUGUCAAGGGCUUCUGGAAAGGAAGCUCUAUGCGACUUGGGCGUCUAUUCCUCAGCGGUGGAAUCGUGUUCUCGGUAUAUGAACAAGUAUCAGGAUUGCUGUCCCCUGUUAAUUUCGAUUAG
Molecule: messenger RNA, 906 nt
Organism: Penicillium cataractarum
Lineage: Eukaryota; Fungi; Ascomycota; Eurotiomycetes; Eurotiales; Aspergillaceae
Exons: 5
Coding region: 1-906 (301 amino acids)
Biological process (GO): mitochondrial citrate transmembrane transport
Source: RefSeq, a predicted model, not a curated record